CACACACACAGAGCGAAAUACACACACACACACACACACACACACACACAAGAUGGCGGACCACCGCAGCUGCAGCGUCUCCUGCUAAAACUUCUUCCGACUUUGUUGAACUGUUUUCCCGCUCUGAGCGGAGACAUGAGCGGCCUCCGCCGCCUCUGACGGUUGUGACGGUUCUAACGGUUUAACGUCUGAAGGACUUCGGUCGUUUUCAGGUCAGUCGUGGCUCGUCCAACAUGGCGGCGGCGUCUUACGACCAGCUGCUGAGACAGGUGGAGGUGUUAAAGAUGGAGAACUCGAACCUACGACAGGAGCUGCAGGACAACUCCAACCACCUGACCAAGCUGGAGACUGAAGCCUCCAACAUGAAGGAAGUGCUGAAGCAGCUGCAGGGCACCAUAGAAGAAGAGUCGGGAGAGGCGUGUGGCUCUCAGCUGGAGCUCAUCGAGAGACUGAAAGAGAUGAGCCUGGAGUCAGCAGGGUCUAAGCCCCGGGCUCGGCCUCCUCUUCCUCCCUCCUCCUCCUCCUCCUCCAGCUCCUCCUCAGCCUCCGGAGGAGCUGGAGGAGGACCAGGAGGAGCAGGAGGACCAGGAGGAGCAGGAGGACCAGGAGGAGGAGGGUUCCCCCGCAGAGGGCUGGGGCCCGCAGGCAGAGACAGCCAGGACCGCUGCCUGGACGACCUGGAGAAGGAGAGGGCUCUCCUAUUGGCUGAGCUGGAGAAGGAGGAGAAGGAGAAGGACUGGUACUACACUCAGUUGCAGAACCUUACCAAGAGGAUCGACAGCCUGCCGCUCACUGAGAAUUUCACUCUGCAGACAGACAUGAGUCGGCGCCAGCUGGAGUUCGAGGCCCGUCAGAUCCGCUCAGCGAUGGAGGAACAGCUGGGCUCCUGUCAGGAGAUGGAGAGGAGGGCGCAGGCUCGAGUGUCUCGUAUCCAGCAGAUAGAGAAGGACAUCCUGAGACUUGGAGCCCGGCUGCAGGUGGAGGAAGCUCAGGGGGCGAGCGACAGCAGUGGAUUGGCCGGAGCUCAGAGCUCCAGCAGCCGGGCAGACCACGAGCCAGCCAAUGAGGCGAGCUACUCUGUGCCUCGACGAAUCACCAGCCACCUGGGGACCAAGGUAGAGAUGGUGUACAGCCUUCUGUCCAUGUUGGGGACCCACGAUAAAGACGACAUGUCGCGGACGCUGCUCGCCAUGUCCAGCUCGCAGGACUCGUGCAUCGCCAUGCGUCAGUCCGGCUGUCUGCCGCUGCUCAUCCAGCUGCUCCAUGGCAACGACAAGGACUCCCUGUUGCUAGGUAACUCCCGGGGCAGUAAGGAGGCCCGUGCGCGGGCGUCUGCGGCGCUGCACAACAUCGUGCACAGUCAGCCGGACGAUAAGCGCGGGCGCCGGGAGAUCAGAGUGCUCCACCUGCUGGAGCAGGUGAGACAUUACUGUGAGGAGAGCUGGACCUGGCAGGAGAACCACGAGAGGGGGACAGACCAGGAGGACAACCCCAUGCCGUCUCCGGUGGAGCACCAGAUCUGUCCGGCCGUCUGCGUCCUCAUGAAACUUUCCUUCGAUGAAGAACAUCGUCACGCCAUGAAUGAACUCGGAGGGCUGCAGGCCGUGGCUGAGCUGCUGCAGGUGGACUGCGAGAUGUUCGGUCUGAGCAGUGAUCAUUACAGCGUCACGCUGCGCAGAUACUCCGGCAUGGCGCUCACCAACCUCACCUUCGGAGACGUAGCCAAUAAGGCUACACUGUGCUCUAUGAAGGGCUGCAUGAGAGCCAUGGUCGCCCAGCUGAAGUCCGACAGUGAAGACCUGCAGCAGGUGAUAGCGAGCGUGUUGAGGAACUUGUCGUGGCGUGCGGAUGUCAACAGUAAGAAGACGCUGCGGGAGGUCGGCAGCGUGCGGGCGCUCUCGGGCUGUGCUCUCGAGGUCCAGAAGGAGUCGACUCUGAAGUCGGUGCUGAGCGCGCUCUGGAACCUGUCGGCCCACUGCACGGAGAACAAGGCUGAUAUCUGCGUGGUGGACGGCGCUCUGGCGUUCCUGGUGGGAACGCUGACGCACCGCAGCCACACCAACACGCUCGCCAUCAUCGAGAGUGGCGGGGGCAUUCUGCGCAACGUCUCCAGCCUCAUCGCCACCAACGAGGCUCACAGGCAGAUCCUGCGUGAGCACGGCUGCCUGCCCACGCUGCUGCAGCACCUGAAGUCUCACAGUCUGACCAUCGUGUCCAACGCCUGCGGCACGCUGUGGAACCUGUCGGCCAGAGACGCCAGAGACCAGGAGGCGUUAUGGGAGCUGGGCGCCGUGGGCAUGCUGAGGAACCUCAUCCACUCCCGGCACAAGAUGAUCGCCAUGGGCAGCGCUGCGGCCCUCAGGAACCUGAUGGCUAACCGCCCGGCGCGCUACAAGGACGCCAGUGUGGUGUCGCCGGGCGCCGGCGCCCCCUCGCUGCACGCCCGUAAGCAGAAGGCGCUGUUUGAGGAGCUGGACGCUCAGCAGCUGUCGGAGACCUUCGACAACAUCGACAACCUGAGCCCCAAGGCGGCGCACCGCAAGGGCCGCGGCUGCAGCGGCGCCGGAGGGGGCGCCACGACGCGCUCCUACACCAACACGCCGGUGCUGGCGAGCCCGAAGCACGCCGACGGGCCCAAGAGGAGCGAGGAGGCGCCGUACGCCCGGCCCGUGUUCCCGCCCAGCGUGCGAGCGUCCAGUGACAGCCUCAACAGCGUGACGAGCGCCGACGGGUACGGAAACCGCGGCAAGACCAAACCGUCCGUGGAGCCGCUGUACUCGUCUGACGAGAGCGCCGCCAACAAGUGCCUGUACAGGAAGUACCCGGCCGACCUGGCGCACAAGAUCCGCAGCGCCAACCACAUGGCGGACGACGACGGCGGCGAGCUGGACACGCCGAUCAACUACAGCCUGAAGUACUCCGACGAGCAGCUGAACUCGGGGCGGCAGAGCCCGCGCCGCCGCGGCAGCAUGGACAGCGACGAGGACGAGCCGGGCGCCCGGCAGAGAGACGGGGACGCCGCGGCGCCCGGCAGCCGUAUGGCGUCCGGCCCACAGCCGCGCUACGCUGUCGCCACGGCAACAUCCAACUACGGCAGCGACUCGGCGGCCGAACAGCCGAUCGACUACAGCCUGAAGUACGGCGCCGAAGCCGCCCGCAAAGAAACCGGCUCCCCCGCAGCCCCCCCUCCUCCCCCGCCCUCCGCCAACAAGCUCCGCCUCCCGGCCGCCUCGGCCAAUCAGCUCCGCCUCCCGGCCGCCUCAGCCAAUCAGCUCCGCCUCCCGGCUGCCUCGGCCAAUCGCGCGGUGGAGUCGACGCAGACGUACUGCGUGGAGGACACGCCGAUCUGCUUCUCCCGAGGCUCCUCCCUCUCCUCGCUGUCCUCCGAGGACGAGGACGACGGGGACGUCGGCGCCAGGAAGCGGCGAGCUGGCGGCGCCCCCGGCAACGACUACCCCACGCUGCCCGUCGGCGAGAAGGACACCGCGGAGCACGCCGCGGAGCAGCAGAGGAAGGAGGCCGAGAGCCAGACGGCCGCCGCCGCCGCCGCCGCCGCCGCCGCCGCUCCGUCGUCACGGGGACGACGUGGUCACCACCACCACCACGGCCACCACCACCACGUGACAUCAUCGUCUGGCGCCCGGACGCCGAAGAGCCCCCCCGAGCCGCCGUACGCCCAGGAGACGCCGCUGAUGUUCAGCCGCUGCACGUCGGUCAGCUCCCUGGACUCCUUCUCCACCUCGUCCAUCGCCAGCUCCGUGCGCUCCAGCGAGCCCGGCAGCGGCGUGCCGAGCGGCGUGGUCAGCCCCAGCGACCUGCCCGACAGCCCGGGCCAGACCAUGCCGCCGAGCCGCGCCAAGACGCCGCCGCCGCCGCCGGAGCAGGGCGCAGCGGAGCAGCAGGAGGAGGAGAAGAAGGAGGAGCAGCAGGAGAGCAGCGCUGACGUGCUGCUGCAUUUCGCCACGGAGAGCACGCCGCGCGGCUUCUCCCGCGCCUCCAGUCUGAGCGCGCUCAGUCUGGACGAGCCGUUCAUCGCCGCGGAGAUGAAGGAGGCGCCAGGCGGCGAAAGGAAGGAGGAGGAGCGGGCCGAGCCGAUCCUCGACCAAUCGGACGACGACGACGACAUCGAGAUCCUGGAGGCGUGCAUCAACAUGGCCAUGCCCAAGUCGUCACGGAAACCAAAGAAACAGCAGCAGGCGGCGCCGAGGAAACACAGCCAGCUUCCUGUUUACAAACUCCUCCCCCCUCACAGCCGCAGCCAAUCGCAGCAGAGGAAGGAGCCGCCGCCAGAGGAGGUGCCGAGAGUUUAUUGCGUGGAGGGAACUCCGCUCAACUUCUCCACGGCAACCUCGCUCAGUGACCUCACCAUCGACUCGCCGCCCAAUGAGGAGGCAGCAGUGACUCUAGCCCCGCCCCCCUGCAGCCAGAGGGAGGGGGCGGGGCUUCCCGAGGGGGCGGGGCUUCCCGAGGGGGAGAACGGUGAUGACAUCCUGGCCGAGUGCAUCAGCGCCGCCAUGCCCAAACCCAAACCCAGGAAACACCAAGCCCCUCCCCCCCCCCCUCUCAGCCUGCAGCAGGCGCAGAAGAAGAAGCCCACCUCGCCAGUGAAGCCGAUGCCACAGAGGGCGCCGUACGGCGUCCCCACGGCAACCGCUGCCAAAGCUAAACCGGGGUUUGCCUUCGACUCGCCGCACCACUACACGCCCAUCGAGGGCACGCCGUGCUGCUUCUCCCGCAACGACUCGCUGAGCUCGCUCGACUUCGACGAAGACGAGAAGGACGAAGACAAGAAAAGCAGAGAAGAAGAAGGCAGGAAGAGGAAGCAGCAGACGGCCGCCGUUUUCCCCCGGCCCAAAGCGGCGAGCAACCCGCCGGCGCCGGACGAGCAGCAGAAGUUCUCCAUCGAGGACACGCCCGUCUGCUUCUCCAGGAACUCGUCGCUGAGCUCGCUGAGCGACAUCGACCACGAGAACAACAACAAGCCGCCACCGCCGCCGCCAGAGCAAGAUGGCGGCAAAGCAGGAAGCAAGUCUCUGAAGCCCCGCCCCCCGGCGGCGAGCGGCUACGCGCCCAGAGCCUUCCACGUGGAGGACACGCCCGUCUGCUUCUCCAGGAACUCGUCGCUGAGCUCGCUGAGCAUCGACUCGGAGGACGACCUGCUGCAGGAGUGCAUCAGCUCCGCCAUGCCCAAGAAGAAGAAGAAGAGCGCCGCCACGCCGGGCGCCGCGGCGCCGCUAACGCUCCCCAAAGACGAGGACGGCAUCCUGGCCGAGGAGGAGCCCUCGGAGGCGCCCAGAAGCCCCGCCUCCCCCGACUCUGAGUCUUUUGAUUGGAAGGCGAUCCAGGAGGGCGCCAACGCCAUCGUCAGCAGCCUGAACGCCGCCGCCGCCGCCGCGGCGCUGUCUCGCCAGCCGUCCUCCGACUCCGACUCCAUCCUGUCCCUCAAGUCUGUGGGCUCGCCGCUCCGCCUGCCGGCAGCCAAUCACAGCGCAGAGGAGCCGGAGGAGAAGGAGGAGAAGGAGGAGGAGGCGAAGCGCGCGGGGGCGAGGAUCCUGAAGCCCGGCGAGCGCAGCACGCUGGAGGCCAAGAAGAAGAAGGAGGCGGAGCUAGAGGAGGAGGACGCCAAGGCGCUGCGAGGCGGGAAGAAGGUGUACCGCAGCCUGAUCACGGGGAAGCCGCGCGGCGAGCAGGCAGCCCGGGGGCGGAGCAAACCGCGAGCAGCCGGCGCCGGCAGCAGCGACGGCGCCGAUAGAGGGGGUGGAGCCUCACGGGACUCCACGCCGUCUCGCUCCUCCGCGGCAGCCAAUCAGAAGGCAGGAAAGCUGCUGCAGGCGCCGCGCACCGCAUCUCCAGGAAGUGCGUCGUCGUCGUCGUCAUCGGCGACCUCCAGACCGGCCAAACCGGGCGCCACGGCGCCGAGGAGCGGCGGCAUCCCGCGCAGCGAGUCGGCCCCGAGGGUCGCCGUCUCCACGGCGACCAAGAAGCCGAAGGCGGAGCCGGAGAAGCCGGCGCUCGUCCGCCAGUCGACCUUCAUCAAAGACGCUCCGAGCCCGACGCUGAAGAGGAAGCUGGAGGAGUCCGCCGGCGCCGCCAGCCGCUCGCACUCAGAGAGCCCGUCACGCCCACAGGAAGUGACAUCAUCACGCUUCAGCCGCACCGGCACCUGGAAGCGGGAAAACGGCGGCGGGGCGGGAGGAGCGAGCGGCGGGAAACACUCGACGUCGUUACCGCGCGUCGGGACGUGGAAGAGGACGGGCAGCUCGUCCUCGGUGCUGUCGGCGUCCUCGGAGUCCAGCGAGAAGGGGGGGGGGCAGACGGGCCGCGGCGGCGAGGAGGACGCCGCCGCCAGGGCGAAGGGAACGUGGAGGAAGAAGAGCGGCGGCGGCGAGCCUUCGGCGAGCGACGUCUGGGUGCGUCUGGAGGAUUGUCCCGUUAACAACCCGCGCUCGUCCUCGUCCUGCUCCGCCCGCUCGCCGAGCGCCAACGCCCCGCCCGUCAUCGACAGCCCCGCCUCCUCCAACCUCAACCUGCGCCGGAGCUGCGAGAGCCUCGACGACAAGCCGGCGCCGCCCGAACGCCAUCAGCAGCCGCAGCAGCAGCAGCGCGGUCCGCAGCGCAGCGGCGCCGUGGCGGCACGGGUCAGCCCGUUCAACUACACGCCCAGCCCGAGGAAGACCAGCGGUGAUGUCAUCAUCAGCACCACGCCAACCACCACGACAUCAUCCUCCACCACGCCCACGCGGCCCUCGCUCAUCCCCACGCCCGUCACCAAGAAACGGGAGCCGAAGGGCGGCGAGGGCGGCGCCGGCAGCGGCGAGCGCGGCUCGUACAUCGUGACCUCGGUGUGAAAGAGAACUCUGAAACAGUCGGACACAAAAUGGCCGUUGAGACAGUUUGAAAUGGCGGAGAAAGUGAGUCUGUAUUUAAGUGCUAAGCCCCGCCCCCACACCUCCCUCCUCUCCCCUCAUUGGCUCCUCUCACCUGUCAGUCAAGGUUCUUUAUUCAACGAGAGAAAAACUUUAAUGAACUUUUUAUGUUUUUAUACCACUAAAAUGAUGUGUAGCGCUUAGCUCCGCCCCUUUCUGCCUGUGUUCCUGCAUGGUCCCGCCCCCUAAAGAUGACAGUUACCAUGGUUACAUAACAAGAUGACCGUUAACGUGGUUACAUAACAAUGAUGAGGACGAUGAUGAUGAUGAUGUUUCUGCUAGCUGUAGCGUCAGAGCUCAUUCUGCUCUGGUGGAAGUUUUCAUGUCUUUUUAUGGAGUUUGGUUCUGAUGAACUUUAUCGGUUUGGGGAGUUGAACGUGUCUUCUAUCCUAAAAUAAUCCAAAAUGUCCCGUUUGUUUUGAUUCUCAAGAAAGAAAUCCUUUUCAUCCGGGACGCCAUUUUAUUUUUCAUUCAUUCAGGAGCAGAAACAAUUUGAAAUGUUUAAAGGAAAGAUUCUUAGUUUCUCAGAACCUCACUCGUUUAUUCCAGAGAGGGAAGCUUGCUGCCAGCUGACUGAACUCAACCAAUCAGAGAGGGUAGCUUGCUGCCAGCUGACCGAACUCAACCAAUCAGAAACACUUAGAAAGCCUCGUACAUGAGGAACAGUUGGAGUCUGUUGAUGAAUUUCCUGGUGAAUUUUUAAGGACUUUGGAUGAGAAAUCGUCAGUUGGCUGAAAACUUUCCUCUCUGUAUCGCCUUGGAAACAAAUAACACUGUAAAACGUAAGUUAUUGCUGUAAAACCUUAAAACCUUUUAACUUUGAAGCACAUAAUUUAAAACAAAAAUGAUUUUUGCCAAAAAAGUUUCCACAGUGUUAAUCAUGGCUGUAUUCACUGUUUUUAUGUUGAUGCUGACGGAAUAUGACUUAAAGGCAAAAACGUUUUGGUGAAAUGUUAAAGAGAUGAACAAUAAAAUUCAACAUGUUAACAAA
This is a messenger RNA of Perca fluviatilis (European perch), 7917 nucleotides long. RefSeq names its product APC regulator of WNT signaling pathway (gene apc). Gene Ontology annotation, cellular component: cytoplasmic microtubule; beta-catenin destruction complex; catenin complex. The record is from RefSeq and is a predicted model, not a curated record. Gene Ontology annotation, biological process: nervous system development; negative regulation of microtubule depolymerization; pattern specification process. Gene Ontology annotation, molecular function: microtubule binding; gamma-catenin binding; beta-catenin binding. Lineage: Eukaryota; Metazoa; Chordata; Actinopteri; Perciformes; Percidae.